AGUAAAAAAUGAGUUCCUUGAUUGGUGCCAACAUGGCGCUGCCUGGGAGGUAGAGCACAAUUGUCCGGACCCCAUUUCUAGUUCCAUUUCUCACAAGUCGAAGCUGACGGCCUCCGGCCCCACAUCAGAGUGCAAUCAUGAAGGUGGUGAACCUGAAGCAAGCCAUUUUGCAAGCCUGGAAGGAGCGCUGGAGUGACUACCAAUGGGCCAUCAACAUGAAGAAAUUCUUUCCCAGAGGAGCCACCUGGGACAUUCUCAACCUGGCAGAAGCACUGCUGGAGCAGGCCAUGGUCGGACCAUCCCCCAACCCACUCAUUCUGUCUUACCUGAAGUACGCCAUUAGCUCCCAGAUGGUGUCCUACUCCUCGGUCCUUACAGCCAUCAGUAAGUUCGACGACUUUUCCCGGGAGCUGUGUGUGCAGGCCUUGCUGGACGUCAUGGACAUGUUUUGUGACCGGCUGAGCUGCCACGGCAAGGCUGAGGAGUGCAUCGCGCUGUGCCGAGCCCUGCUCAGCACCCUCCACUGGCUGCUGCGCUGCACGGUGGCCUCGGCCGAGUGGCUGCAGGAAGCCCCCGAGGCCAGCGGCCAGUCCUCCGCGGAGAAGCAGCUCGCCCUGUGCCUGCAGCGCCUGGAGAAGACACUGGGCAGCACCAAGAACCGCGCCCUGCUGCACAUCGCCAAGCUGGAGGAGGCCUCCUGCUGGGCGGCCAUCGAGCAAUGCUUGCUUAAGCUUGGGGAGACCUUGGCCAAGCUCAGCAACCCCCAGCUCCGAAGCCAGGCCGAGCAGUGUGGGGCACUCAUCAGGAGCAUUCCCAGCAUGCUCUCCGUACGCUCCGAGCAGCUGCAUGAGACCGGCUUCCCCACGGUGCACGCGGUGGUGCUGCUGGAGGGCACUAUGAACCUGACGGGCGAGAUACAGCCACUGGUGGAACAGCUGAUGAUGGUGAAGCGCAUGCAGCACAUCCCCACCCCGCUCUUCGUGCUGGAGAUCUGGAAGGCCUGCUUUGUGGGGCUCAUCGAGUCCCCUGAAGGCACCGAGGAGCUCAAGUGGACGGCGUUCACCUAUCUCAAGAUUCCACAGGUGCUGGUGAAGCUGAAGAAAUACUCUCACGGGGACAGGGACUUCACUGAGGACGUCAACUGCGCCUUUGAGUUUCUGCUCAAGCUCACGCCCUUGCUAGACAAAGCCGACCAGCGCUGCAACUGUGACUGUACCAACUUCCUGCUCCAGGAGUGCAACAAGCAGGGGCUGCUGUCCGAGGCCAACUUUGCCAACCUCAUGGCCAAGUGCAAGGCAGACCGGGAGCAGGCGCCACAGCUGAAGUCGGCCGAGAAUGCCAAUAUCCAGCCCAACCCCGGACUCAUCCUGCGGGCGGAGCCCACUGUCACCAACAUCCUCAAGACUAUGGAUGCAGACCACUCCAAGUCCCCAGAGGGGCUGCUGGGUGUCCUGGGACACAUGCUGUCCGGGAAGAGUCUAGACCUGCUGCUGGCCGCUGCCGCCGCCACCGGGAAGCUGAAGUCCUUCGCCCGGAAGUUCAUCAACCUGAAUGAGUUCACAACACACGGUCCUGGAGAGAGCACCAAGACGGCCUCGGUGCGGGCCCUGCUCUUUGACAUCUCCUUCCUGAUGCUGUGCCACGUGGCCCAGACCUAUGGCUCAGAGGUGAUCCUAUCCGAGGCCAGCUCAGGCUCGGAGGUGCCCUUCUUUGAGACCUGGAUGCAGACCUGUAUGCCGGAGGAGGGCAAAAUCCUGAACCCCGACCACCCCUGCUUCCGGCCCGAUUCCACCAAAGUGGAGUCCCUGGUGGCCCUGCUGAACAACUCCUCCGAGAUGAAGCUGGUGCAGAUGAAGUGGCAUGAAGCCUGCCUCAGCAUCUCAGCGGCCAUCCUGGAGAUCCUCAACGCCUGGGAGAACGGGGUGCUGGCCUUCGAGUCCAUCCAGAAGAUCACCGACAACAUCAAGGGGAAGGUGUGCAGCCUGGCUGUGUGCGCCGUGGCCUGGCUGGUGGCCCAUGUCCGGAUGCUGGGCCUGGACGAGCGCGAGAAGUCGCUGCAGAUGAUCCGUCAGCUGGCGGGGCCGCUGUACAGCGAGAACACGCUGCAGUUCUAUAAUGAGAGGGUGGUGAUCAUGAACUCCAUCCUGGAGCACAUGUGCGCCGACGUGCUGCAGCAGACGGCCACACAGAUCAAGUUCCCGUCCACGGGCGUGGACACCAUGCCCUAUUGGAACCUGCUGCCCCCCAAGCGCCCCAUCAAGGAGGUGCUGACGGGCGUGUUUGCCAAGGUGCUGGAGAAGGGCUGGGUGGACAGCCGCUCCAUUCACAUCUUUGACACCCUGCUGCACAUGGGUGGCGUCUACUGGUUCUGUAACAACCUGCUCAAGGAGCUGCUAAAGGAGACUCGAAAGGAGCACGCGCUGCGGGCUGUGGAGCUGCUCUACUCAGUCUUCUGCCUGGACAUGCAGCAGGCCGCGCUGGUGCUGCUGGGCCACAUCCUGCCGGGCCUGCUCACCGACUCCUCCAAGUGGCCCAGCCUCAUGGACCCACCCGGCACCGCGCUGGCCAAGCUGGCCGUGUGGUGCGCCCUGAGUUCCUACUCCUCCCACAAGGGACAGGCAUCCUCCCGCCAGAAGAAGCGACACCGGGAGGACAUUGAGGAUUAUAUCAGUCUCUUCCCGCUGGAUGACGCACAGCCGUCCAAGCUCAUGCGGCUGCUGAGCUCCAACGAGGAGGACGCCAACACCCUGGCCAGCCCCACUGAUCGCUCCAUGAACAGCUCCCUGUCCGCCUCACAGCUGCACACGGUCAACAUGCGGGACCCCCUGAACCGAGUGCUGGCCAACCUGUUCCUGCUCAUCUCCUCCAUCCUGGGCUCGCGCACAGCUGGCCCACACACGCAGUUCGUGCAGUGGUUCAUGGAGGAGUGCGUGGACUGCCUGGAGCAGGGUGGCCGCGGCAGCAUCCUGCAGUUCAUGCCCUUUACCACUGUAUCAGAACUGGUGAAGGUGUCAGCCAUGUCCAGCCCGAAGGUGGUCCUGGCCAUUACAGACCUCAGCCUGCCUCUGGGCCGCCAGGUGGCCGCCAAAGCCAUCGCCGCCCUCUGAGGCAUGGGACUGUCAGAGUGAGCCCUCGGUGCUGGGCGCCAGGGCCGGACUUGGGAGCUCCCUUCGCUGGACCUUCCCCACCUCUGCCCUGGGGAGGGGGAAACUGCCACAGGGAUGUGCAGAUGUUUCCUGUGUGCACAGGGCAAGCUCGGCCUUGAAAGGCCGGGAUGUCACCUCGAUGUCUUCUAAAUAAAGGCCCUUGGGCUCCUUAGUCACCAGAA
Messenger RNA from Cavia porcellus (domestic guinea pig), 3328 nucleotides. It is a transcript of the gene Med24, whose product is annotated as mediator complex subunit 24. Gene Ontology annotation, molecular function: transcription coregulator activity. NCBI's taxonomy places the organism in Eukaryota, Metazoa, Chordata, Mammalia, Rodentia, Caviidae. The record is from RefSeq and is a predicted model, not a curated record. The coding region runs from base 138 to 3107 and encodes 989 amino acids. Gene Ontology annotation, cellular component: mediator complex. The transcript has 26 exons.